UCUCAGCCCCACAGCAUCUCCUCUACUCAGAGGAUUGUUCCCAAAGGGACACCUCUGGCACCAACCAGAAAGGACGAACAGAAAGAUGUGAAGGCAUGCCAGCCUGCACAUGCAUGCAGGAGGAGGAAGGAUGUAAAGGUACCUGGGUAACGGCUGCUAGGCAUAAGAGACAAGGCAAUAAGCAGGAAAGGUAAUAAAUUAAACACACAGGUGCACAAACCUUAAUGAAAUGCAGGUGAUAGAGAGAACUAACACUUAAAGGAAAUGGCAGGAUCAUUAACUAGCUUAAGCCACAUAUCUAGUAAUCUUAACCCUUACGUAAGAUGUUUUAACAAGAACUAGCGUAAGGAAGGGUCAAGAUGACCCUUCGCUCUGCUUGCAUUUUUGUAACCAAUCACAAGAUAAGGAGGUAGUAAAUCAGAAGGGAAUGAACACGGAGGGUUCUCUGCUAAUUAGGAACCGGUCUGAGUAAGUUUUGUGGUGAAGGUGAAAAGUGCACAGUGAGGAAGACAUACGGCCUUCAUCCCUGAGACCCCGGCCCACCACCACCAAGAGGCACUGCGCGUGCGCAGCUGAGAGGAGUUAAAGGCGGAGACAAUGGAAAUGAACUCAUUGUAAUAAGACCACCUUUCCACGGAAAGAUCAUGAAUAUGUAUAGGUGCUUUUUGAAUAUGUAACAUUCUAUCCUAUAAAACUCAAAGGGAAUUGCUGCAAGGCACGCACGAUUUUGGUGGGACGACCCCCCGUGCUGCCCAGCGCUGAAUAAACAUACCUACUUUACAACUUCACAGGUUGUGGAGUCUGUUUUCCGUGCGUCAUUUUGGCGAGCCAGCCAGGAGACACUCUGCUCGGCUGCGGGAUCGACUGCGGAGCGGACGCUCCUAGGCGCGCCCCGAGCACUUUUCUCGGAGGAGCCUCCACUUCCAGCCGCUCACCACGGGAGUAGACAACGACCUCCUGAAGUUGCGGAUAAACGGUAUGUUUAGUAAGGGGGCCAGUAAGUCGCUGGGGACGCCCGCGCUUGGCCGGGGCUGCUGGUAAAUCGCGCAGAGACGUCUGGCGUACGGCAUAGUCCCCGUAUGGGAGGAGGGUACCCUGUACAUUAAGGAAAAGGGGGAUUCGCUGACCGAUAGAGCGGCCGCUAGCGAUCUUGGGAGUAGAUCAAGUGAAUCUGAGGUUACUGCUGCAUCCCAAUAUUGGGAGCCAGGAUGGACCUGCUAAUGACUGUAUAAGAAGCUGGAGAAGGGUAAGCGGGCCUCUCUACUUGAAUAAUAUUUGCAGCUGCUGGAGGGAUAAUAACUGGAGUGAGGAUUGUAUGUUAAAAGUUUGUUGUGUGUAUGUAUGUGUGUUUUGAGACACAGCGCCGCUGUGAAGCGAGUGGGAGUCCUGAUUUGCGGUUCCGUGAUUCCGCGAGGAACACGGCCAGAGACGGACAAAGCGCCUGGACUGUUUGUAAAAUUUGUAAAUGCCGUGAUAUAUAUGUAAGUUGGGUUGGGCUGCCGUAGUGUUUAGUCAAUCUCUUAAGUAUCGGGGAAGGUGUGUGGCUGAUCAAAGUGGUAGGACAGAGAGUCACUCCUUUGGUGGUUUAGGGCUCGAACUUUGGGAAAUUAAAACAAAGCACAAUAGCUAACAAGAAAACGACCUAGAAAAUAAGGAUAAAGAAACAGAGAGAUGGGUAACUCUCAGAACAAGGAUAUCUUAAGGAAAAGCCCCCUCGGUUGCAUAUUGACACGCUGGAGGGAUAUUGUUGGAACCGGGGGUACAGAGAAUAAGACGACCCUCAUUAAAUAUUGCAAUCAAUGGUGGCCGCUUUAUAAGCUGGAAGAUGGAGCCAGGUGGCCACUUAAUGGAACAAUUGAUUACAACACUAUGUUGCAAUUAAUGCUGUUUUUGAGGAGAGAAGGAAAAUGGGAUGAAGUGUCAUAUGCAGAUAUGUUUUUCACCCUCCGAAACCAUCCGGAGUGGCAAAGGGACUGUGGAAUGGUGCCGCCACAGGACCCUAUGGUACUCGCCCUAGAGCGGGAAAAUAACAAAGGACUUAAAGGUAAACUGAGGCGGUGUUGCUCGGCAUGUAGUAUUGGGCAAAGAUGUGCUAGGAAAAAUAAAAUACACCUGGCAUCAGAACAAGAUUUAACUGAUUUGUUUAAGCCUCCCCCUCGACCACAGGAACAGGAUGUGGACUCGGAAGGAGCCUCCACUCCCCCGGGAAGCCCUGUAUCCUCCCGUAUCAGGAAAAAGUCUGCCCCAACAGUCUUACAAGCACCUCUCCGAGAAGCUGUAGGGCCUGACGGUGGGACGAUGUUAAUUAAGGUACCUUUCUCCACCACUGAUUUGUAAGCAUGGAAAAGGGUUGCUAAGGAUUACAGGAAUGAUCCAGUAAAUGUAACUAAACAUUUCCAGUUUAUUAUAAAACAACACAACCCCGACUGGAAUGACAUACAAUUAUUAUUAGAAUAUAUGACUGAAACGGAAAAGCAAUUAAUUUUAAAAACUGCAGGGAAUUUGGCUGAGGAUCAUUAUAAAAUUACGGGAGGAGAUGUUAAAGAAUAUCUCCCCCUUCAAGAUCCAAAAUGGGAUGCAAACAGAUCCACGCAUAUGGAAAGACUGAAGGCAUACCAGGGAUGGAUUUUAAAAGGAGUGGAGAGGGCCAUUCCCAAAACUAUAAACUGGUCAGCAUUAUAUGCAAUCAAACAAGGUCCUUCCGAGUCACCAUCCGAAUUCUUGGAUCGACUAAGGGACGUAACGCACCGCAACACACCGCUGGAUCCUGGGUCAGAGGUAGGAACGCAACAACUAGUUUCUUUGUUUUUGGGCCAGUCUACAGGAGAUAUUAGGCACAAACUCCAAAAGCUGCGUCCCACAGAAGGAAGGAACCUAGAAAUAUUGCUGGAUGAAGCGUGGAGGGUGUUCAGUAAUAGAGAGGAAGAUUACAAACGGGGACAAAGAAAGGUGGUGGCGGUCGUCAGGGAGGAGGAGGAAAGAAAACCCAGACAAGGACCGCCUCGAUUAGGCAGAGAUCAAUGUGCGUUAUGCAAAAGAUUUGGACACUGGAAAUAUGAUUGUCCGGAAAAGCGGAAAAAUAAGGAGAAGGGGCGGAAUAGUCAGAAAGAAAGAAUAAUGGCUCAUUUGAGGGAAGACUGACGGGGACCUGGGGAAUCCACCCUAGCGGAUCCACUGGUUAUAAUGAAGCUAGGGAAAAAGCAGAAGAAGGUAGAAUUUCUGGUGGACACAGGGGUGACGUAUUCAGUCUUGAACCAAGCUUUGAGGCCCCUGGGAAAUGACUAUAUCAUGGUGAAAGGGGCAACUGGCCAAAGUGAAAAGGUAUAUUUUUGUGAACCUCUGAGAUAUAAACUGGGAAAACAAUGGGGCAUCCACAGAUUUCUGUACAUGCCCAACUCCCCGAGAGCACUGUUGGGGAGAGAUUUAUUGGAACAAUUAGGUGCGAUAAUUAAAUUUGAAAAGGGAGAGAUUACUCUGGAGGUGAAUGACCAACAGUAUAUCCAAAUAAUGAGCUUAUCCCUAACUAAUGUUCCUAUAGAGGGAAAAAUCAGCGAAGAAAUUACGAACCAGGUAUACCCCGGGGUUUGGGCCACUGAUGUGCCCGGAAAAGCAAAAAAUGCUACACCUGUGGAGGUCAAACUCAAAGAAGGACGACAGCCAAUAAGAAUCAAGCAGUACCCCCUGAGGAAGGAAGACAGGGAGGGAAUUCGACCAGUAAUAGAAAAAUUUUUACAACUAGGAUUAUUAAGGGAAUGUGAAUCCGAUUUUAACACUCCCAUAUUACCUGUCCGUAAACCCGACGGGUCGUACCGGGUGGUUCAGGACCUACGGGCUAUAAAUAAAAUAACUGAAGACCUCUACCCGGUAGUGGCAAAUCCAUAUACCUUGCUGACUGUAUUGACACCUGAACUAACCUGGUUUACUGUUUUAGACCUGAAGGAUGCCUUCUUUUGCCUCCCUCUCCAUAAAUCCAGCCAGAAAAUAUUUGCAUUUGAAUGGGAAAAUCCUAAAAGAGGGCGUAAAACUCAGCUUACUUGGACGGUGUUACCACAAGGGUUCAAAAACAGUCCUACUAUAUUUGGUAACCAACUCGCAAAAGAUCUUGAGUCCUGGGAAGCCCCGCCUGAGGAAGGGAAACUGUUACGAUAUGUGGACGAUAUCCUGAUUGCAACCAAAACAGAGGACGCUUGUAUGACCUGGACGGUUAGUCUGCUAAAUUUUUUAGGGCUCCAGGGAUAUCGGGUAUCCAAGAAGAAGGCCCAAGUGAUGCAGCGUAAGGUGAUUUAUCUGGGCUAUGAAAUCAGUGCUGGACAAAGAACUUUGGGACAGACCCGGAAAGAGACAAUAUGUCAAACUCCGAGAUCACAAACAGUGAAAGAGUUAAGAACCUUCCUGGGGAUGACUGGGUGGUGCCGACUAUGGAUCUAUAACUAUGGACUGCUUGUUAAACCUCUGUAUGCACUGACAACCACUGAACAAAAACACCUUAAAUGGAAUAAAGAGACCAUACAGGCCUUCAAGUUGCUAAAAAAGGCCCUCAUGUCGGCCCCAGCCUUGGGACUCCCAGAUGUGAGUAAACCGUUCUUCCUUUUUUCCCAUGAGAAGCAGGGGAUUGCCCUAGGAAUACUAGCACAAGAUCUGGGCCCGUAUCGACGAGCAGUUGCCUACUUUUCUAAACAAUUGGAUGCAACUGCAAAAGGUUGGCCUGGAUGCCUGCGAGCAGUCGCGGCUGUAGUACUAAACAUCCAGGAAGCCCGAAAAUUCACCCUGGGCCAGAAAAUGACUGUAUUGGUGUCCCAUACAGUAUCUGUAGUACUGGAAGCAAAAGGUGGACACUGGCUUUCCCCACAAAGAUUCUUGAAAUACCAGGCUAUAAUGGUAGAACAGGAUGAUGUGGAGAUCAUAGUCACUAACAUUGUCAAUCCAGCCUCUUUCCUCAGUGGAAACACAGGGGAACCAGUACAUCAUGACUGCCUGGAGACCAUCGAAACAACAUAUUCCAGCCGUUCAGACCUGAGAGACAGUCCUAUGGAGAACACGGAAAACUGGUUCACGGAUGGAAGCAGCUACGUCCUAAGCGGUAAAAGACAUGCUGGAUAUGCCAUUACCACCAGUCAAGAAAUCAUAGAGUCAGGGCCUUUACCCAUGAGUACCUCUGCACAGAAGGCGGAAAUAAUUGCUCUGACCCGUGCCUUGGAAUUGGCCCAAGGCAAAGCUGUAAAUAUCUAUACAGACUCAAAAUAUGCCUUUGGAGUCGUACAUGCGCAUGGAGCAAUCUGGAAGGAGAGGGGAUUAUUGAACUCACAGGGCAAAAAUAUCAAGCACGCAGAAGAGAUCAUGAAACUGUUGGAGGCAGUCCAACUCCCUGAGAAAGUGGCGAUCAUGCACAUUAAGGCACAUCAGAAAGUGAACUCAGAAUUGGAAAGAGGAAAUGAGCUGGCGGACAGAGAGGCAAAACAAGCAGCUAAAGGUUGGCCAGAGGCAUUUCCUACCAGGACGGCCAAGGCUCGGGAGUCUCUUACAGAAAAGACCCUGGAACCACAAUGGGAAGGACCAUUCCAGGUACUCCUCACAUCCUUCACAGCAAUAAAGAUUAAGGAACAGAAUGCCUGGAUUCACCACUCCCGUGUGAAGAAGGCACCUAAAUCUCCAUGGAGAGUCACGCAAGUACAGCAAGGAAAGCUUACCUUGUCACGACGCUGAUUGUAAGCCUAACAGGGGGACUUGAGGCAUGGGAGAAUAAUGCCUUUUUGCAGCUACAUGACAAAAUUGCUAAUGCCAUGAACUGGUCUGAUUGCUGGAUUUGCUUUUUGCUAAAGAAGGAGGUUUAUGUAUGGUUAUUGGUGAACAUUGCUGUACCUAUGUUAACCAAGACAAAAGGAUUGAAAAGGAUUUAUCUCAAAUUUGGGAAAAAAGCAAAAAAUCUUGCAUGAAGUGGCCCAAGAUAACACAUCUUGGGUGUUUAGUGACUUAGUGGAAAGAUUAACAUCCUGGUUACUGAAUUUGACAUGGUUGAAACAAUUGUUUGUUACGACAAUUACGGUUAUGAUCCUGCUUAUAGCUCUGUGUGUAGUAGUUCGAUGUGCUUUAGGGUGUUGUCAAAACACAGGGAAUUCUUACAGCGAAUGGAAGAAAUAUCAACUAAGGCAAAGGGUAGAAUCAAAUAAAUAUUUUGAGAAAGUAUUAGAUAAAGAGUCAUUGUAUUAGCUGUAGUAAAAGAAUUUACUAACCUUUCUGAAAAAGGGGGGAUUGAUAGAGAGAACUAACACUUAAAGGAAAUGGCAGGAUCAUUAACUAGCUUAAGCCACAUAUCUAGUAAUCUUAACCCUUACGUAAGAUGUUUUAACAAAAACUAGCGUAAGGAAGGGUCAAGAUGACCCUUCGCUCUGCUUGCAUUUUUGUAACCAAUCCCAAGAUAAGGAGGUAGUAAAUCAGAAGGGAAUGAACACGGAGGAUUCUCUGCUAAUUAGGAACCGGUCUGAGUAAGUUUUGUGGUGAAGGUGAAAAGUGCACAGUGAGGAAGACAUACGGCCUUCAUCCCUGAGACCCCGGCCCACCACCACCAAGAGGCAGUGCGCGUGCGCAGCUGAGAGGAGUUAAAGGCGGAGACAAUGGAAAUGAACUCAUUGUAAUAAGACCACCUUUCCACGGAAAGAUCAUGAAUAUGUAUAGGUGCUUUUUGAAUAUGUAACAUUCUAUCCUAUAAAACUCAAAGGGAAUUGCUGCAAGGCACGCACGAUUUUGGUGGGACGACCCCCCGUGCUGCCCAGCGCUGAAUAAACAUACCUACUUUA
Messenger RNA from Grus americana (Whooping crane), 6794 nucleotides. RefSeq lists its product as uncharacterized. Gene Ontology annotation, molecular function: aspartic-type endopeptidase activity; RNA-DNA hybrid ribonuclease activity; zinc ion binding. The transcript is spliced from 3 exons. NCBI's taxonomy places the organism in Eukaryota, Metazoa, Chordata, Aves, Gruiformes, Gruidae. Gene Ontology annotation, biological process: virion assembly; proteolysis. The record is from RefSeq and is a predicted model, not a curated record.